AUGGCUAAAACCAAAUCAUCAAAAUCCAAAACCUCUACUUUUUUCCUAUGUUGCUUUCGAUCAAAUGAUUCUUCAACCGUUAAUGAGUCUAAUCAAACUCCAAAGACAAAGAGAAGUAGCUGGUUUUCAUGGAGAUGGAUUCGAAUCAAAACAAAGUCAACCUCCAAAACAGUGCCACUUGAAACCUCAUUCACAAAUGUUAAGACCUAUUCAAAGCCUCGGUCAAAGUCAUCAACUCUUCAUCAUAAAUCUAAAACUCCACCCACCAAUUCUCCACCGUUAGCUCUGCCGUCUACGGUGCUCCGGCCAACCACCCCUUAUCAUUCACCCACACAGACAAGGCAUGGUCCAAAAAACAACGCAAUAACAGAAGACACGCGCGAACAAGGUAGAUCAACUCCAACACGACCAAAACGACAAGAGCGGAGGCUGUCGUUGGCAACGCCGAACCAAACGACAAGAAAGAACCGCCAAAACGCACGGGGUUGGUACGAUCCUAUAGUUGGAAUGUCCGUACUCGUUGUGACAUUAGUUAUAAUGAUAUUUUGGGGUCGUUUUUGUGCCAUUCUUUGUACUUCUGCGUGGUUGUAUUUUAUACCGCGUUUUAGAAAGAGCGGUGUUGUAAAUGUAAACGACGAGGAAGAAGAUAAAACGAAGUUGAAAAACGAUGUGGAUUUGGAUUCUGAGGAGUAUAAGAAAAGAGUGAUCAUGGAGGGACUUCUUGGGAGAAAUAACAGAGGAAAUAACAAUUGA
Lathyrus sativus (Indian pea) is the source of this 753-nucleotide messenger RNA. The record is from the annotation of a GenBank genome assembly. NCBI's taxonomy places the organism in Eukaryota, Viridiplantae, Streptophyta, Magnoliopsida, Fabales, Fabaceae.